AUGGAAAUAAUAAAACCCACACCUAAAAAUCCACCACGACCAGCACUCCUUUCUUCAGAUGAAGGUAGUUUUGCAUAUACCUCUGCUAUAUAUAGAUUGGAAAUUGAAGAAAAAAAUAAGGAAGGAAAGGAAAUUAUGGAUUCUAUUGCGGGAUUGAAAUAUCAAUUGCAACGAAGAAAGAAAUUAAUUCCUAUAGAAGAUGAUGGAGAAUCUGACAUUGAUGAUUGGAAUUACGUAUUUCAUAAAUAUUUUGAAGGAGAAGAUUGGUAUUCAGCCACAUGGUUAUUUACAGAAUGUUAUUUAUAUCGAAGAAUUCGAUCAAUAUUUGCUAAAACCAAACAUUGGCAUGAUUAUGAUCCAUUCUUUCGACAAAAAUUGGAAUCAUUUAAAGCAUCAAUUAAUUCAAUAAUUGAAAUUUCUAAACUUCUUAUUUCACUUUGGGGGAAUUCAACAGAUUUAUCAUUAUUACCUAAUUUAAAUUAUGAAGAUAUUAAGAGAUUACAAAAUACUGGUGAAAAUUUAUUAAAAGAAUCCGAAAAGAAUAUAUUAGCUAAUGAUUUGGAUAAAGUGUGGAAUGUAAUUUCUAAAUAUCGAAAGACAAGAAUUGAUUUUAUAUUGGAUAAUGCUG
Molecule: messenger RNA, 628 nt
Organism: Diversispora eburnea
Lineage: Eukaryota; Fungi; Glomeromycota; Glomeromycetes; Diversisporales; Diversisporaceae
Source: the annotation of a GenBank genome assembly